Molecule: messenger RNA, 2020 nt
Organism: Carassius gibelio (silver crucian carp)
Lineage: Eukaryota; Metazoa; Chordata; Actinopteri; Cypriniformes; Cyprinidae
Product: LETM1 domain-containing protein 1
Exons: 9
Coding region: 447-1568 (373 amino acids)
Biological process (GO): intracellular monoatomic cation homeostasis
Cellular component (GO): mitochondrial inner membrane
Molecular function (GO): ribosome binding
Source: RefSeq, a predicted model, not a curated record
UUAGGAUGAAAAAUCAGCCUUUGAAUUACAUAAAUACAUUUUAGGCUAUUUCAAAGUAUAUAGAAAACCAUUAUUUUGAAACGAAAUAAUAUUUUACAAUAUUAUGUUUUUUUCUGUAUUUUAGAUCAAAUAAAUGCAGCCUUGAUGAACAGAAGAGACUUCUGUAAAACACAUUAAACAUCUGACUGAUCCCAAACUUUUGAACAGCAGUGUACAAAUAUAUUAAUUUUUAGUUUGCUUGAGCCAAGAAGACUAAUACUGUUUUGAAAUUACUCCAAUCGCACAAAUACUACGGUAUCUAUCGAAAAAAAUAAAUAAAAGUGGUGCGUUUCUCAACGGCUCUGGGUAAUGUAUGUGCUGUGAUUGAAGCAGCCAAUCACAGCGCCGCGCCUGCAUUCCAUUCUCUGAAGACACGCCCACGAGAACUGUCAGCUGCUCCGUCCAAGAUGGCACUGUCCUGUAGAGGUGUGUGGAGCGGAGCUUCUUUGAUCUUAUUUUAUGGAAAACGACCUGUCGGAGUCAAAGCAAGUCUCUGCACACCUAGACUGGAUUACACAAAAUCCAGUAGUUUGUGGUUUGUUAGACACUACUCACCUUCACAAGCAAGACAUGGAAUUGGUCGAAGCAUUGUGUCCGGUCUGAAAUGGACCAAUGAGAAAUAUGAGAGAUUCCUGCAACGUCGCUUCCCACGAUUUUACGUUCUCUAUCAGACUUUUAUGAGAGGUUUCCGACUCCUGUUUCAAGAUGGUAAAAAAGUGAGAAGAAUCAUAGCCUGCAUGCUGAAUGAAAAAACUGAGUACCAGAAUUUGCAUUACCGUGAUAUGGAGAAGAUCAGGCAGGUCCGCAGGGACUUAAUCAAAGCCAUCCCAUUGGUCAUCUUAUCAAUACCUCCCUUUGCCAACUAUGUGGUCUUCAUCCUUAUGUACCUCUAUCCUCGCCAGCUUCUGAUCCGGCACUUCUGGACCCCACAGCAGCUGGUGGAGUUUCAGGGGGUGUAUCAUGCCCAGAGAGCACAACACCACUGGGCUAUAGUCAAAGGGCUGGAGAGCAUAUCAACAUCUGUCCAAGACAGCCGCCUCAAAAGCCGCCUCAUGGAGCUCUGCAGUAAGGUCCGAAGUGGAGUCCAUCCUGUGGUGUCUGAUGUCCAUGCAGUGAGAACUUUGUUCUCUGGGCCUCCCUUGGGUAUCAAGAGAAUAUAUGCAGAUCAGAUGAGGCACCUGUAUCCUUUGCUUUUCCUGACGCCCCGCCUCCCAGGCUUCUGGAUUGGUCGACGCUUGAACAGCCACGCCUUAGAACUCAUGCAGCUUGACCGCGCCAUUGUUCGAUUAGGCGUGCACCAAUUAAACGAUGCGGAGCUCAGAGAGGCAUGUUACGUGAGAGGGCUGAAUCCUGACCAUCUGAGUCCCGGACAGUGCCGGGAAUGGCUCACACAGUGGUUGCAGUUCUCAACACACCUCAAAGAGUCAGAGACCUCCCUCUAUUUGCACUGUAUGGUGCUGCUCACUGUAAACUACCCUAAACACCCAGGUCACUGGCCUCAGAAAGAAGUAGAUGACUUCUCUUCCUAAUGCCCAGUGCUGAAAAUCCACCACCACACCCAAAGGCAAAACAUCACAGGAACAAACAGACUCAUGUUUGCAAAUCCAAGCAGGGCAAAACCUUUUUUUUUUUCUUUUUUUUUAUACAUGAGUCCUUUGGUUCAGUCACACAUUAUUUUCAUUAUGAAGGAAAUCUUUUAAGUUUCUGCAGGAAUUAUUCUUUAAAAGUGUUUCUUGGCGAUCCAAUUUAGUUUAUUUUAGUAAGGAACAGACAGGAAGGUCAUUGUCACUGAAAGAUGUCAUCGGGAUUCUGGAACAUGCGGAAUAAUUAAAUUAAUUUGUUUUCUUCCAUAUAGUUAGGCUGUGUAAUUAGUGACAUACAUUUACACUAUAAGAGGUUCUAACAACCUCUGAGACAAAAAGUACACUGAACAUAUGCCAAAUAUAACCAUUUGGAAUAAAAGCUCAUUGGUCUUGAAACA